UGAAGAUUUGCCGAAGCGCUCCUCGAAAACACUGGGAACAUAAGUGAAAAUGUUGGGACUACAACGUUUAGCCGGCAGUAUUGUGACGCAGCUCUAUCGACGCGCCACAUACAGUAGCAACACACGUGCGGCGAGCGCGGCACUUGCAACGGCGGCAAGUAAUGGAGUGGGAUCUGGAGCGACCGAUGAGCCAGAUGCUCGUACGCCGGCGGCAGAGGCGAGCGCCAGGAAACAAAAGAGCUCGGGUCACAUGGUCGCAGCGGCAUUUGAAUCACUGCGAAAUGAAAACGAAUCCAAAGGGAAAUCAGCGGCAUCUAUCGGCAAUAACAUUGAUGAACGGAUUGUCAACGCUAAGACAGUAAACGGACUGUUGGCCAUAACAGAGAACAACAACGCAUUUUCACGUAAACAUGCCCUGAAGAUUGUUUCAAUACUAGCCGAAUGGAGCACCAUUAAUCGUGUUAAAAUAUCUGAGUUCGAGAAUGAUACGAGGUUCCUUCGCGUUUGUCGAAUGCUGGGCCGCACAGUGCCCAAGGAUGGAGCCAAUGGAAAAAAUGGUGGCUCUAACAACAACAACGCUUCGAAACGCAUUUCCGGCUUUCGCACUGAUGACUUAAAUACGGUCCUAGGUGUGGCGGGUGACGAUGAGGCGGCCAAGUUAAUAGCCAGCAUAAGUCUGCCGCAGAUGGUAAAGGUGAUGAGCACCUUGGCGCAGCGAAAACGUCGCAGUACUCCAUUGCUGCGCUCGCUGGCGUUCAACAUAAGUAGCUCCUCGGAACAGCUGGAUCUGAAGCAAUCAGCCGAUGUGCUGUAUGCCAUGUCCACGCUCAAUUUCCAGGACUCUGUGCUCGGUGCUAAAGUGUGUGCAGAUGUACAAGCUGCACUGCCAAAGAACUCGGAAAAAUCAUCCGUUGUGGGCUCCGUACUCACCAGUCUCGGCAUAAUGCGCUAUCGUGAUUUGGAUAUACUAGAAUCGUUAACGCAGUGGCUGCUAAACAAUAGUGAAAUCUGUCGGCCUCAGGAUCUCAGCGCUUACUUUUUAACAGCGGCGCUGCUUAACUUUAAAAGUGCACAUUUGGAGGAUGUGCACAAAAAGCUGGCGAAGUCCAUUGUUCGAGAGGACUUCAAAAAGCAAUCAGACUGGCUAAACUAUGUUUGGUCGCUGACAAUGCUGGGUCUUGUGGAUCACAGUCAACUGGAGUCGGUGCUGAGCGCGGACUUCUUGGCUAAAUUGGAGAGUGACAAGGCCGGCUUAACGCCAACAGCAAAAAUGAGGCUUCUAAAUUUAAACAGUUAUGCGCAACUUUGUGCUAGCGACUACAAGGGCGUCCUGCUGCCAGCCGAUAGUGCUGUCUACCAAGUGCCCAUGGCGCACACGAAGACGAAACACAUUCUUGUCAACGGUAUGCUGGACGCGCUUAAGAGUCUGCUGCCGGCCAGUAAUCAUGUGCAAGGCUCGGUGGAUAGUAAAAUGGGUUUCCUAAUUGAUGCGGUAUGUCAGUUCGAUGCAAAAAGAAAUCCACUUCCCCUGGAUAAGAUGAAUCCAGAUGCCAUCAGAGUCGCACUAAUGGUGGUUGAUUUUCAUGACAUUUGCCAUGGGACGCAUCGUAGUGCCAGCGGCAUAACGAAUCUAGCGUUCGAUCUGCUGGAGAAGAGUGGCUAUCAAGUGAUACCUGUGCCCUACAACGAAUUCAACACCAGUGACAAAUUACUGAAGCGUGUUCAGUAUUUGGAGGCGAAGUUUAAGGCCCUUGUUAGUAGCAAAUAAAAUCAAUUAUAGAUUUGUACUGUUUUCAUCAUAAUUUGAAUUGUUUGAUUAUUGUAAUUUUAUAAUUAUAUUAGGCACUGCAUUAAAGUAAACUAUUCAAAUCCGGUAUCUGCAAAAUUUAAA
This is a messenger RNA of Drosophila grimshawi, 1891 nucleotides long. RefSeq names its product FAST kinase domain-containing protein 4. The record is from RefSeq and is a predicted model, not a curated record. Lineage: Eukaryota; Metazoa; Arthropoda; Insecta; Diptera; Drosophilidae. Bases 50 to 1768 code for a protein of 572 amino acids. Gene Ontology annotation, cellular component: ribonucleoprotein granule; mitochondrial matrix. Gene Ontology annotation, molecular function: RNA binding. Gene Ontology annotation, biological process: mitochondrial RNA processing; regulation of mitochondrial mRNA stability. The transcript is spliced from 6 exons.